Jatropha curcas is the source of this 1310-nucleotide messenger RNA. Lineage: Eukaryota; Viridiplantae; Streptophyta; Magnoliopsida; Malpighiales; Euphorbiaceae. The record is from RefSeq and is a predicted model, not a curated record.
ACAGGAAUGUAUUUAAACAACUCUAAAGAGAUUUAAUGGGUAAAAUAAACAAACAGAGAGAAUGAAGAUUUUAGAGAUCAAUCUGAUCUCUGCGCAAGGUCUCAAUCCGCCGUCUUCCAGUCGACGCCGCAUGCAGACGUACGCAGUUGUUUCGAUCGAUUCUUCCACUAAGCUCCGCAGCCGAAUCGAUCUUGAUGGUGGCGAGGACCCGAUUUGGGGUGACAAGUUUCUCUUCAAAGUCACUCCUGAAUUUCUCUCCGGCGAAACAACCAGUGUUUCUGUCGAAAUCUUUGCCGUCGGCUGCCUCCGUGAUAAACUACUCGGCACCGUCCGUUUACUCAUCAGCAAUAUCCCGCUAUUUUCCCAAGAAAUGAGAACUCCUUCGUUCGUCGCUAUGCAGAUUCGCCGCCCUUCUGGAAGAUUCCAAGGGUUGCUUAACAUCGGUGCUAUUAUCCACGACGCUUCUGAUUUCGCGUCCUUAGAUGGAGUAUCGGCGAUUUGUUAUCGCGAUCUUGUGGGACAGAGUAUUUGUUCCCGGCGCCGACGUGAUUUAAAGAAGUCGUCUUCGACAGGGAAGGAUGAUCGUGGCGAGAAUAUUCUUGUGGAGAUUCGGAAGAUUUGUCAAAUGGUGCUGAUUCCACGACUUCUUCAUCGACGGUCAUGAAGGACGGGAAAGAGUUUAGAUGUUUGGGGAGGGCAAAUAGCCUAUGGUGAUCAUCAGACGGUAGAGGGAUUCUUUGAGGGUUGCUGCUGCAUCGGAGGCUUACGAUGUACUUUUCUGCAGAGAAUCUUGAGGUAUUUUGGUGGGUUAUGUGGAGGGCCCUUGGCAAUAUUGUGCCUACAAAGAGUAAUCUGAUCUCUAGAGGAAUUUCUUGUUCCUUGCUCUGCAUGACCAUUAUGAUGAGCCUUGUUUGGGUGGCUCUUUGGCUUUGCUUGUAGCUCUGGUAUGCCUCAGUCAAGAAGGCUUCAGCCAUGUAUGUUGAUUUGGCUAUUUGGCAUCGCUUGAAGCUUUGGUAUGGCUAAGUGAAGAAGGUUUCAGCCAAGCAGGAGUUGAGUUGGAUUCACAGCGUCUCCUAUGCAGUUGCUUACUGCGGCGUUUAUUAGAUUGAGUUUGUUCAUGUAGUUAGUUCCCAUUUUCUGUUAAAUGCACUGUAAGUAGAUGUACCCCAACCAGGUUUUUUCACUUAACAUCUUGGAUACUAGGUUGGGUUUCUUGGGGGGUCUAUCUAUUGACUUGGGUUAGUUUAUAUCCAAUUUGUUAAGUUUUUCCUGGUUUAUUAAUAAUAAUAAAAUUUUAAUUUUGGUAUUAA